Molecule: messenger RNA, 1548 nt
Organism: Bubalus bubalis (water buffalo)
Lineage: Eukaryota; Metazoa; Chordata; Mammalia; Artiodactyla; Bovidae
Gene: LRPAP1
Product: LDL receptor related protein associated protein 1
Exons: 8
Coding region: 50-1138 (362 amino acids)
Biological process (GO): negative regulation of receptor internalization; negative regulation of very-low-density lipoprotein particle clearance
Cellular component (GO): endoplasmic reticulum-Golgi intermediate compartment; endoplasmic reticulum; plasma membrane
Molecular function (GO): receptor antagonist activity; heparin binding; lipase binding
Source: RefSeq, a predicted model, not a curated record
GGCCUUUUCCUUCCCGCAGCUCCCAGGGCACCGCGUCUGGAGGCGGAAGAUGGCGUCGCGGAGGGUCCUGUCUGGGCUGCGCGCGGUCCGGCGGCCGCCGCGGCUGCUGCUGCUGCUGCUUCUGCUCCUCGGGCCGUGGGCCGCGGCGGGCCAUGCCGGCAAGUACUCGCGGGAGAAGAACGAGCCCGCGCCGCCCUCGAAGCGCGAGCCCGCGGCGGAGUUCCGCAUGGAGAAGCUGAACCAGCUGUGGGAGAAGGCCCAGCGGCUGAAUCUUCCUCCUUUGAAGUUGUCCGACCUCCACACUGAUCUGAAGAUUCAAGAGCGGGAUGAAUUCAAGUGGAAGAAGCUGAAGGCUGAGGGCCUGGAUGAGGACGGGGAGGAAGAGGCGAAGCUGGUCCGCAGCCUCAGUGUCAUCCUGGCCAAGUAUGGCCUGGACGGCAGGAAGGACUCGCGGGUCGUGAGCAACAACUUCGUCGACCACGGCCCUGACGAUGAGAGCUUGGAGGACCCCCGGCUGGAGAAGCUGUGGCACAAGGCGAAGACCUCGGGGAAGUUCUCCAGCGAAGAACUGGACAAGCUGUGGCGGGAGCUUCAGCACCACAAGGAGAAGGUGCAGGAGUACCACGCGCUGCUGGAGACCCUGGGCGGGGCCGAAGAAAGCCACGAGAACGCCAUCGGGCCAGUGGACCUGAGUGGCGUGCAGGCGGAGGCGCUGGCGAGCAGGCAUGCGGAGCUGAAGGACCGGCUGCGGAACAUCGGCCAGGGCUUCGACCGGCUGCGCAGGGUCAGCCACCAGGGCUACGGCUCCGAGACUGAGUUCACGGAGCCCCGGGUGCUGGACCUCUGGGACAUGGCCAAGUCAGCCAACUUCACCGAGAAGGAGCUGGAGUCCUUCCGGGAGGAGCUCAAGCACUUUGAAGUUAAAAUUGAAAAGCACAACCAUUACCAGAAGCAGCUAGAAAUUUCUCACCAGAAGCUGAAGCACGUGGAGAGCUUUGGGGACCAGGAGCACGUCACCCGCAACAAGGAGCGCUACGCCAUGCUGGAGGAGAAGACCAAGGAGCUGGGCUACAAGGUGAAGAAGCACAUGCAGGACCUGUCCAGCCGCAUCUCCAGGGCCCGCCACAACGAGCUCUGAGGCCACAGCGAGCUCUGAGGCCCUGCAGCGCAGCCAGCCGCACGGAGGAGGCGUCGGCGGCCUGGGGUUCCCGAAGAGGGGCCCGGGCCCUCGGGUCACUUGUCCGCCAGCAGAACCUCAGGGAAGGCGUGGAGGGGACCGGCCAGGAGGGGCCGUAGCCGGAAGGGCGGACAGACUGCCGCGGGUGCCCCGGGGCCGGGAGGAGGAGCUCCACGAGCCCGCGCCCCCUGCCUGACAGCCAGCUGCCCCCAUGUCAGGAACACGAUUCCCAGCUGCCCAUGGCGUGGUGGCCGCUGUGCUACAAGGCCACGAUUUGCGUUGAAAUCCUGUGACUGCCCCUGGAAACGCUGUGUACAGAGGCCCUUACGCAUGCGUGACGGCAUCCAAAUAAAGCGCGGCCACAGCUGCCA